AGUCACCAAGAAUAAAGCCCGUUUAAAGGAUUAUGGAACUUAAGGUUUUUUAGUAAAUUCAACUUUAUUCUGGAGUUCUCAGAGAACAGCUGUCAGCUGAAUAUCAGCUAUCUCAUGUUGGUUUAACUAUUCAGGCAGUGUGUUCACCAUUCCGAAAACAAGUAGAAGUGUAGAUAUGUCAUUGAAUGAAGGUUUACAAAUUCCUCCGCUGCAACAUCUUUCUUCGGAAUCUGCUGCUCACAUGACUUCCGCUCCCGCAGGAAUGGAGACGACGCAAACAGAUCAGGCGUUCUCAAGAAAGAGCGAUUUCGUCAAACGCCUUCACCAAGUGUCUGAGCGCAUCUUCGCGAACGUGCUGGGAGACAUUAGCGAAUCUCCUAGUUUUGCUCCCUCUGAAUCGCUGGAGGGUGUCCGCCACAAUGCCGACCAAGACAUUCGAGAUCUCAUCGAUGCGCAUGCUCAUCUAGACCAGUUCUUUGCGCGCAAACGCCUCAUCUACACUCAGCAACAUCCCGAAAAAGUGUUACAAUCGUACAUCGCAGAAAUGAAAAAAGCCGUGGCGCGCAAAGAACACCUGAUCCGGCGUCACCAUACGAAUCUGUCCCGCUGGACAACCGUCUUGAAAAACGAGCCCCCUCCCUCCACAUCGGUCGAAGAGCGUCCCGUCUCCACACCGCAACCACCGGAUUCCCCGGCUAAACGGCAAGAAAUUCCCCGACCAGCGCCGCCCCUUUCCGCGGCCCCCCAGCCGUCCCCCGCUGCUCCCACUUUCCCCUCGCAACCGACGGGGGCGGCUGGCUUAUACGGCAGCAGCGCCCCCAGUCCGCAGCCGUACGUGCAGCCCGCCCCGCCUCCCAUGUACCACCGGCCGCAGCACCGCCAGCCCGGUGCGGGGUACAUGAACCGAGGACAAAUACCGCCGGGGGGCUUCUCCCAGGGGUUCAGCGGUCAGCCUUCCUCCUUGUCGGCCAUUCUGCAGUCCGCUCCCAGUCCCGGUCCGCUGAUGGGGCAGACGCGACCGAUGCGUUCGCAGUCUCCUAGUGUCCCGAGUCCGGCGUCGUACGGAGCCGUUCCGUCACCGCGCGUUCCGUGGCGAGCCUCCGCACCGCCCGGCGCAGUUGCUGCUCCGUCCAUGGGAUACGGCGCAGAGGAUCCGGGAGCCGCCGGAGAUAUGGGAUAUUAUCAACAACAUUCCCAAGGGAUGCCGGGUAGUGGUGGGGGAUCGCAUAAUAUGCCACAGUAGACACGGCAGCACAAAGUUACGUCGAAUCUUCUUUGACGGGUACAUGGCGCUACACGCCCUUUAAGAUACUGUUUAAUAAAUGCAAUUCAUGUUGUUUUGUUUUUACGUGAGUCGUGUUGUAUUAAUGGAACCAGGGCAUAUCCAGUUUAAUAAACAGAUGCUUUCCUUUCGUAACUAAGUCUGAUACUGAAGAACUUUUUUACUGUAUUUUCAUGGAUUUCAUUAAACUAAUGAUCCAACACCUCUAAACGUUCGUUUAGCGCUCGCCCUUCUUUGGAUUAUUCACUGAUGACGGCUACAAUAAA
Messenger RNA from Paramacrobiotus metropolitanus, 1548 nucleotides. Its product is annotated as translation initiation factor IF-2-like. Gene Ontology annotation, cellular component: mediator complex. NCBI's taxonomy places the organism in Eukaryota, Metazoa, Tardigrada, Eutardigrada, Parachela, Macrobiotidae. The record is from RefSeq and is a predicted model, not a curated record. The coding region runs from base 176 to 1243 and encodes 355 amino acids. The transcript is spliced from 3 exons.